ACUGUUACUGUUCCACUCUCUCACUCUCGUUUUGUUCACACGUUUUUCAUGAAUCCUUACGUCGCGGAACAAAUAGUUAAUAAGAAAUUGCGAACGCGAAGUGAAGAAUAAUAAUUGAAUCUGUUUGAUUCUAGUUUUCGUGUCUAGUUCGCAGCUUUUCACAGAAAUUUGGAGAAACCAUCAGAUCCUACUGUAUAUCUUUGGCUAUCAGGUCAAAAGCCUUAUAGUGGUGGAAGAUUUUUUGUUAAAAAAAAAAAAUACGCGGGAAAACUGACAAGUUUGUUUUUGGUAUAUAUUAAUUUCCAGCUUUCAAUACCAUCACGAUUGUUUUUGAAAAGUAAAUAUUAAGUGAUAUCAUAAUGAAAUUAGCUAUCCCUGAGAUUUCCUGGCACAAUAGAGAUCCUGUUCUCAGUGUAGACUUCCAACCUAAAUCGGAACCGAACGAUCCACUUCGUCUUGCUACUGGAGGCACUGAUUCUCACGUAUUAAUAUGGUACAUCUCUACCAAAGACUCUGGGUCUGUAAACUUGGAAAUGGCAGCAGAUCUUACAAAGCACCAGAAAGCGGUGAAUGUGGUGCGGUGGUCGCCGAGUGGCCAAUACUUGGCAUCAGGUGAUGAUGAGUCCAUCAUAUUUGUGUGGAAACAGAAGACUGAGGAACCUGCUCCUGCUUUGGAAGGUGAAGAACAGUAUAAAGAGACUUGGGUUAUACAUAAGAUCCUCCGUGGGCACAUGGAAGACAUCCUCGACCUUAGCUGGAACAGCACAUCCACGCAGCUGGCAUCCGGCUCCGUGGACAACAAGCUGUUGGUGUGGGAUAUCGCGCGAGGCCGCCACAGCGCCAUCCUCAGCGAUCACAAGGGCUUCGUGCAGGGCGUGGCGUGGGAUCCUCGGGGACAGCUAAUUGCCUCUGCCAGCACUGACAGGGUGUUCCGCACAUUUGAUGUGUCAACAAAGAAGGUGGUAUCCCGCAGCAGCAAGGCCGUGCUUCCCUUCCCCAAGCAGCACCCGCUGCACGGGACCAGCGUGCGCCUCUACCACGACGACACGCUGCAGACCUACUACCGGAGGCUGCACUUCAGCCCCGAUGGACUUCUGAUUGCUGUUCCGGCGGGCAGCAUCGAGCCGGAGCAGGGCAAGGUGGACAUGAAACCCAUCAACGCCGUCUACAUCUACACCAGAUACUCGCUCAAAGUGCCCGCGUGCGUGCUGCCGUGCGCCGCGGCCGCGCUGGUGGCGCGCUGGUCGCCGCGCCGGUACGCCGCGCGCCGCGCCGGGCCACGCGCCGCGCUGGCCGCGCCCGCCCGCAUGCUGCUGGCCGUGGCCACCAAGCGCUCGCUGCUCAUCUACGACACGCAGCAGCGCACGCCGCUGGCGCUCGUCACCAACAUGCACUACACCAGGCUCACAGACCUGACAUGGUCACCUGAUGGACUUAUCCUGGUGGCCUCCAGCACAGACGGCUUUUGUUCUGUGGUGUCGUUUGCUGAUGGAGAGCUUGGGGAAGUGUUACCUGAAGAAGUCGCAGAACCUUGUCCAGAACCAGCGACAGGCACCGAGGACCAACAAAACGAUAAAGAAUCCACAGAUGAUGUUAAAGAGAUCAAAACCAAAAUAGAAACUAAACAGACAACUCAUAACAUAUCAAAAAUAGAUUCAUUUAUUAAAUUCAAGACGCCAAGUAGUGGUAAAUCCCCUAAAAAAGCUAAAAUCGAAAGCGUUCAGCAAAAAACACCAGUAAAAUACGAUAUAUUAGUCGAAACAGCUAUGCAGUCUUGGUCGGAUAAUUCCAGCAACGAUGUCAUCAAGCCAAAGGAAAGUGAACCUAUGGACGUAGACAAGAAUGACGACAUCAUGAUAAUAGAGGACAGUGAGGAUAUAAAACUAAUUUACGAAGAAACCGAAACUAAAACAGACGCACCAUCACCAAAACAAAUUAAAUUGGAUGAAAAAUCACCAAACAUUACGGAUGAGUCUUCACUAGAAUUUAAGUCUAUCUCAAAAGAAAAUAAAAAAGAUUCAAAUGUGAAAAAAAUCGAAAGUAAAUCUGAAACAAAACAUAUUGGAACAAAAUCUGAAUCAAUAGAAAUUAAACGUACAACUGAAUCAACAACUACUGUUAAAAAUGAAAAAGGAAUCGAAAGUAAAAUAAACGAAACACCUUCAAAAUGUAUGUCUCCCAAACAAUGUGAAACACCAAGUUUAAAGCAAAACGAGAGUACUUUUAUGAAACAAGCUAAAGUGACAGACAUGCAAGAGGCAGGAACGGUCAAAGCCGCGCCCAGUCCUAAAGCGCCCAGACGAGUGAGCUUUGUAACGUUAUCAAGUCCUAAGAAUAGCAAGAAAAAAUGUUAAUAGUGUAAAAAAGGAAAACUGCUAUUGAAUAUUGCAAAGGUUUACAAUUAGGCGUAAAAUAUUUGUUAGACGAAUGAUUGUAAAGGUGCUUUCGAGGAGUCUUCUUGAGUAUGGAAAUACUUGAACAUCAGACUAAAAUAAGUUUUAAUUGAAUUGUAUUAAAGCUCAAAUUUGCCUACAAUCCCUUUAGCUCGUGCUAGUGCUCGUGAAAGAACGUUUUUAAAAUAAUAAUCAGGAUUCCGAUUGACUGAUUGUUAGGUUCAUUUUACUUUGGCGAUACAGAAUUUAUAUGAAAUUUGAGAACGACUCUCGGCUCGAUAGCGAGCGAACAAAUCUUGUACUAAAAAACUGUAAUCUUUAAAACUAAUUAAUCGUAUAACGUCUAAUAAAACCGCCAAGUGAAUUUAUCAGGACACACAAAAAACACUACUAUGCAACAAUUUUAUAGGUAAUAAACCCAUCUAUAUUGUUUAGAUUUUUUUUAAAUAUUUGACAUUAUAGAGGUUUUUCAUCUGGUUUGUGUAUAAAAUGAUGUUUAUUGUAUUUCCUCUUAAACUGUGCUAAUUUGAAUUGUGCAUAUCGUUUAGCCAUGCUUUAAAAAGAGCCAAGCUUGGGUUACGGUCAAUUUUUUCGACAGGCUUUCAGUAGCUGUUUUGGGGGGUACUUAGUCUCGGAAUCUAUAGUUUUAUUUUUAUAGAUGUGACCUUUAAGAUAUAACUUUGGCCAUAUUCAUCGGUUAUAUCAAAAGCAAAUAUUAAAAAGUUUGUUAUACUGUGCAAAAGUUGACUUUUGUACAUUCGUAACAUUUUGUACAUAGAUGUUCUAUGUCUAUGCAUAGAUUAAUCAAAAAUAAUAAUUCUUAAAUCACAUUUGUCCAGUUCUAGGUUUGUAUUAUGUAAAAGGCGAGGGCUUGGUCGAGGCUAGCCACUAGUUUUCAAAUACUUUCUGCACAUUGACGUAGGAUAGCGUCGUCAAUCAAACGACGUAAAUAAAAGGUAAACAUUUUUAAUAAAUAUUUACAAUUUAA
This is a messenger RNA of Pararge aegeria (speckled wood butterfly), 3381 nucleotides long. RefSeq names its product chromatin assembly factor 1 subunit B (gene Caf1-105). The transcript is spliced from 8 exons. Gene Ontology annotation, biological process: nucleosome assembly; DNA replication-dependent chromatin assembly. Gene Ontology annotation, molecular function: protein binding. The coding region runs from base 360 to 2354 and encodes 664 amino acids. Lineage: Eukaryota; Metazoa; Arthropoda; Insecta; Lepidoptera; Nymphalidae. The record is from RefSeq and is a predicted model, not a curated record. Gene Ontology annotation, cellular component: CAF-1 complex; nucleus.